AUGGCAGCAUUACCAUAUGCUGUUCCUUAUGAGUACAUUCCCUUCCAGACGCCUGAUAGCGAUCCAGCAGAGGAGAGAAUCGUGAGUAACUUGACUCGGUUUGGGGUGAUCAUAUGGUUUUUUGUGGUGCUGAUUCUUACUCAAAGUUGCACAGCCACCUUGACUUCAAUGUUAACAGUUCAACAGCUCAAGCCAACUAUCACAGACAUAAAUGAGCCCAUAAAGAAUGGGGAGUGUGUGGAUUACCAAAAGGGCUCUUUUGUUUAUGAAUUCUUGAAGUGGAUGAAAUUUGACGAAACCAAGCUUGUAAUCUAUGAGUCUCCAGAAGAACUGGAUGAAUUAUUUUCAAACAGGAGUUCAGAUGGUGGAAUUGCCGCUGCUUUUGAGGAAAUCCCUUACAUGAAGCUUUUCCUUGCAAAAUAUUGCUCCAAAUACACUGCAGUUCAACCAACUUACAAGUUCGAUGGGUUUGGAUUUGUCUUCCCAAAGCGAUCACCUCUUGUACCUGAUGUUUCAAUACAAGUCUUAAAUGUGACUGAGGGAGCUAAAAUGGUUCAAUUUGAGAAAGCAUGA
Molecule: messenger RNA, 573 nt
Organism: Vitis vinifera (wine grape)
Lineage: Eukaryota; Viridiplantae; Streptophyta; Magnoliopsida; Vitales; Vitaceae
Product: glutamate receptor 2.5-like
Exons: 3
Coding region: 1-573 (190 amino acids)
Cellular component (GO): plasma membrane
Molecular function (GO): signaling receptor activity; ligand-gated monoatomic ion channel activity
Source: RefSeq, a predicted model, not a curated record